Messenger RNA from Drosophila melanogaster (fruit fly), 549 nucleotides. RefSeq lists its product as uncharacterized. The record is from RefSeq and is marked reviewed. Lineage: Eukaryota; Metazoa; Arthropoda; Insecta; Diptera; Drosophilidae. The transcript has 3 exons. The coding region runs from base 1 to 549 and encodes 182 amino acids.
AUGGCGGAACUUGCAUCUAGCAGAUUGAUUCUAGUAACCGCUGCUAUUUUGUGCAGCUUGAGUUUAGGAAGCGAAUGUCGGUCGAAGUCCCGAUUUAUCAACAUGCAGUGCGAAUCCUACAAUGAGUCGUAUGCAGUUUUUGAGAAAUGUAAACUCAAUUUACUUGGAAGAGGUCGUGUGGGAGCCGACAUGUAUUUAAAGCUGUUUCAAACGCCCGUAGAGAACUGUUGGAUUAAUUGGGCCAUGUACCGCCGCUAUAAUGGCUUUCAGCCGUUUCUGUACAAUGUCAGCACCGAUCUCUGCCAGCUUUUGGGUAACCCGAAUGCUAUAUCGUUUCAAGGACUCGUUAUUAAUGCCAUUAAGAAGGGUUCGAAUUUAAAUCACUCGUGUCCAUAUAACCACGACAUUAUUGUGGAUAACAUGGAAUUUUCAGAUGAUUUCCUUAAGACUUUGCCUCUACCGCAAGGUGUCUAUAAAAUACAACUUCGUUUUGCCACUUACAAAGUUUGGAGGGUACAGGUGGCAGUGUUCAUAGAAAGAACAGAAUAA